CAACAACAACAAAGCAAUGCUCAACGAAGAAAGCUGUUUGGUAAAAAUGUCAAACAGAGGUACAGUAGGAGACAUUGCACAAGAAGUGCAGAGAAAACACAAAUGCAGAAGUGUUUUUAAUUAGAAUGCACGCUGCUCAAACACAAAAAAGAGAACGUGUGAAAGGGGAAAUAACAUGAAGCAUACUCUAAAACAAGAGUUUGACAAUACUUGUCAUGAUAAUAAUCCCCUGUAACAAUAAAUGGACAAAUGCACGGAAACAAACACUUUGCACCGUUUUAAUGAACUUUGCACCGUUUUAAUGAACUCCAAGAAAACGUUUGACGAAAAAAGCCUGCAGUGUCACAAGUAAAGUCCGUCAUGGAACUUCCUGAAAUGAAGCCAUUGCACAAACUGGGAGGACACGUUGAAGUGCAGAGGACAGAAGACAAGUGGACACACACGCACGCACACACACAAAGGGGAUCUUUUCUGUGAACCAGAAAGUGAACAGACUAGCAUUGCUGAAAAACACAGAGAAGAGGUGGAAAUAAGUUUGCUGCUGUCAAAGUGAGAGAACAGCUGAGAAGUUGGGAUGAUUCUUCUGGUCUGGUCUGCUCUGCUCCUCCACAUGAGCGUCUGCAAAGGAGAAGCAUCACAGAGCGACGACGCCUGCCGGAGUGGAUUCUGCAUCUCCCUCGGCAGCAGGCAAAUAACCUCAGAGACGGGACUCUGCGUCGUCUUGUCGUGUUCCUACUCCGCCGAAAACUUCAACCCACAAAGCGUGGUUUGGUUCAAAUGUGACCACAACGAAAAAUGCACCAACUCCGACAUAGUAUUCCACUCCAAGAACAUGAACAAAACGAGGAACAGCUUCAAGGCGAGGAUAUCACUGCUGGAGCAGGAUGUGAGUCGCAGGAACUGCAGCAUCAUCAUCCACGACCUCAGCCAGUCUGAUUCGGGAUUGUAUCAGCUCCGAAUUAAUGGCCUCUUUAACGGGAAAUCUGAUGGAUUCUCCUUCAACCAGCACAGGGUACAGCUAAGCGUAAAAGAGCUGAAGCAGAAGCCCACGGUGUUGAUCCCCACCCUGACCGCGGGCCGACCCGCCGCGCUCACCUGCACCGCCCCCGGCCUCUGCUCCGGGGACGCCCCCGCCUUCAGCUGGACGUGGAGGCGAGCAGGGGACGACUCCCCCCACGUUCUCUCGGGGAACCUCACGGUCGCUCGCCGGGAUCUGUCUGAUUUCACGCAACGACACAGCGCCACCUUGAUCUUGAACCCUUCCGCCCAGCAGCAUGGCACCCGGGUCACGUGCAGAGUCGCCUUCAAGGGGGUCAACGCGACCACGGAGGAGACGGCGACGCUAAAUGUGACUUACGUGAAGACGCCGUCCAUCACCGGGCAGACGACAGUAAAGGAAGGCGACACGCUGAAUCUGAGCUGCAGCGUUGACAGUUUCCCACCUUCUCGCAUAACGUGGAGUCUUCUAGAUUCCCACGCAACAAAGCCGCACACAGAGCUGACCCAAGCUGUCAGCGCCGCCUACCUCGUCAUCCCAAAUGUGGCCGCCGUCCAUUCCGGCCGCUACGUGUGUGCGGCGAACCACAGCGCGGCGACACUGACGGCGCACGUUGACAUGACCGUGACCUGGUUUGCGGGGAUCCUCGACGGGUCUGGAUGUGUGAUGCAGACGGCGGGUUUGACCUGCGUGUGCAUCAGUCGCGGGGUUCCUCAUCCCGUUGUCACGUGGCCUUCGCUGGAGAACCGGACCGAGUACCACGCGGGCACGAUCGCGUCCAACGACACCGUUAGCAGCAUCGCUCUGACUGUCGGAGGCCGCCACCUUUCUGCUGUUGAGUGUGUCAGCAGCCAUAAAGACGGGCAGGCAAAGAAACUCCUCAGCAUUGAAAUGAAAACAUUAGAACCUGAAGACACACGAGUGGAAACCCUCGCAAGUGUGCUGCGGGCCGACGUCAUCAUUGCAUUUUUGGUCGGAACGCUUCUUUCCGCCAUCUUGUGCUUGUUGCCAAUGAUCUGCUGCAGAUAUAGCUGCAGACAAACCAAGAAAAACUCUUGUCCGCUGGAUUUGGAAAUGGUGUCCCCACGGGAGGAAUCAGAGGAAACUGACCCGAGAGGGAUGAAGGAGAUCUUUGUCAACGGCGAGGACAAAGAUGACGUAGACUACGCCGACAUCAACUUCUCAGCGCUGAGGAGAAACAACACCAGGGGGGCGCCGUCCAAGCACGAGGCUACGGAGUACGCGGAGAUCAAGAAAGCGGGCUGCAGAAAUGACGGCAAAUCCGAGCUGUUGUUGGAAUGCCAGGGAACGCAGGAGGGCGGACCUCAGUGCUGCGAGCUAAAAGAGGACGAGGAGGUCCUGUAUUCAAAUGUGAAGGAAACAAUGAUGUGCAACGAUGUCAUCGAUGGUCAUGGAGAUAAUUGAACUCAACUUUUUUUUCCCUAAGCAGUGCAGGAUCAUUCAUGGCUGAACCACAUCUGACAGGAGCCAAACAUAUGUAUUAGGGCUGUGAAUCUUGGGGUACUACACGAUUCAAUUCAAUUCAAGGGGGUAACCUCUUUUCGUGUCCUUCUCGCCAUCUCCAGGUGUAAAUUGGAUGUCAAAGUUGACCAACUUGUGGGUUUAUGUCCACAACCUUCUACUAUCCAAGUGAGAGGCAUGAUUAUAAACUCAAAUUAACUUUCACCAACUCAGAGGCGAUGCAGCAGCUCGAUAUGUCAAUAUAGCAGCCCAAGCUAUUCAGCUCUCUGCUAAAAGUUGUUCCUCUGCGUCAGCGCUUAUAAUAACGAUAUCACUAAUACUUGGCUAAUAUUCAGGUCACAAACUGUAAAUAGAGUAUCAUUAGUAGUUUUUGGAUGUUUUAUGAGCCCAUGACUGCAUUUAUUACGAAUUAAAAUAAAUUUAAAAAAGUUAUCUGUUCUUUUCUUACACAGAGGUUGUGAAUGAUAGAUAAAAUUCCCCCAAACGUGUAGUUUGGACAACUUUUUUUCCCCAAUUGUGGCUUACAAUGCGAACUAAUAUGAGAGCUGGGUCAAAAAUUAAUCUGAUAUUGUGUUUAUUAUUCGAGUUUUAAUGGAACAUAGAUCAUUAAAAUAAAAUAGAUGCACAAUUGUUUUCUAGUACAGUGCAACUACAACACAAA
Nerophis lumbriciformis (worm pipefish) is the source of this 3140-nucleotide messenger RNA. Its product is annotated as sialic acid-binding Ig-like lectin 14. Gene Ontology annotation, cellular component: plasma membrane. Gene Ontology annotation, biological process: cell adhesion. Gene Ontology annotation, molecular function: sialic acid binding. The record is from RefSeq and is a predicted model, not a curated record. Lineage: Eukaryota; Metazoa; Chordata; Actinopteri; Syngnathiformes; Syngnathidae.